AUGGCCUCAUCACGACCCCCCGCGCCAGACGUUCACAAGGCUGUGAACCUGCUAAUUGACAACCUUGUCAACAUCAAAGAUGAGACUGGCAAAUUCCUCCUACACCUCCCCGACGGCCGCGUAAUUGACACGAAAUCCUGGGCAGGAUGGGAGUGGACACACGGUAUCGGUCUCUACGGUGUAUGGCAGUACUACGAGAUGACCGGCGAUGAGAGAUUGCUGAAGAUAAUCGAGGAUUGGUUCGCCGACCGAUUCGCCGAGGGAGGAACCACAAAGAACAUCAACACCAUGGCGGUAUUCCUUACGCUCGCCUACGUUUACGAGAAGACUGGCAAUGUCACAUAUCUCCCUUGGCUCGAUGCUUGGGCCGAAUGGGCAAUGUACGAAUUACCGCGUACCCGUUAUGGUGGCAUGCAACAUAUCACAUAUAUCACAGAGAACUACCAACAGCUCUGGGAUGAUACUUUGAUGAUGACAGUGAUGCCGUUAGCCAAGAUCGGAAAGCUCCUCAACUGCCCUGAAUACAUCGCCGAGGCUAAGAAACAAUUCCUGCUUCACAUCAAGUACCUUUUCGACACGAAGACCGGUCUCUUCUUCCACGGGUGGACCUUCGAGGACGGUGGACACAACUUCGCGGAUGCGCGCUGGGCACGUGGAAACAGUUGGGUGACUAUUGUGAUCCCAGAGAUCAUCGAGCUAUUAGAGCUGGAAGCUACCGAUCCUAUCCGACUACACUUGAUUGAGACAUUAGAGGCGCAGUGCGAGGCUCUUCAGAAGCUUCAAUCAGAGUCUGGUGCCUGGCACACUUUGCUGGAUCAUCCAGACUCUUACCUGGAGUCAUCUGCGACCGCCGGAUUCGCCUAUGGAAUUCUUAAGGCUACCCGCAAGCGAUACAUUGGUCCACAGUACCGCGAGGUCGCUCAGAAGGCCAUCCAGUCUGUGAUUAAGUAUGUUGAUGAGAAGGGAGAGUUGCAGAAUACUAGCUUUGGUACUGGAAUGGGCGAUUGUCUUCAGUUCUAUAAAGAUAUUCCAUUGACGUCUAUGCCUUAUGGACAGGCUAUGGCUAUCAUGGCUCUUGGAGAGUACCUACGCACAUACUUUUAG
Molecule: messenger RNA, 1104 nt
Organism: Penicillium malachiteum
Lineage: Eukaryota; Fungi; Ascomycota; Eurotiomycetes; Eurotiales; Aspergillaceae
Product: glycoside hydrolase family 88/105 protein
Exons: 1
Coding region: 1-1104 (367 amino acids)
Biological process (GO): carbohydrate metabolic process
Source: RefSeq, a predicted model, not a curated record